Molecule: messenger RNA, 2169 nt
Organism: Mytilus californianus (California mussel)
Lineage: Eukaryota; Metazoa; Mollusca; Bivalvia; Mytilida; Mytilidae
Exons: 1
Coding region: 10-1398 (462 amino acids)
Biological process (GO): proton transmembrane transport
Cellular component (GO): membrane
Molecular function (GO): proton channel activity
Source: RefSeq, a predicted model, not a curated record
GCUGAAGUAAUGUACAUUUGUAACACGUUUGAGCAAAAAAGCAGCACAGCACCUGAGAUAUCCCGACCACUUCUGAUUGGCUUGAACUGCGUUGGAAUUUUGUCCUGUAUCUCAGUUGGGAUACGAGAACAAAUCAGAAAGACAUAUAUAUUAGAUACUGAAUCUCACGAAAAAAGCAAAUCCCUUAAGUUGAAAUUCUUAUGUUUGUUUUGUCUUGGAUGUGUAGUGUUUCGUAUCCUCAAGAUAGCUUUCCAUGUUGAAUGUAAGGCGUUUGUCCAUAUCAACGAUAGUCUGGAAGGAGCCGUGUUAUAUGACAUUUCGUGUCUUUCAUUUUAUGUGGUACAAACAUGUUUUAUCUAUUAUUUUUCUAAAUACCAAUUCGUCAAUUCUUUGUUUACCUUUUAUGGUUUGAUCAUAAUGGUUGUCACAAAUAUUUCGUCGUGGACGUACCAUGCUACCAGCAGACAAAAUGUUUCGGACACUUCUCAAAACACCACAUAUCGAUGCUCAGAAAGUAACUCAUCUCUUUCCAUACGUCAUCUGUUACAUAACGUGAGUCCUUUUACAGAACCCAUGCUCGCUGAGUAUCCGCUACUGUGCUUGAUAUUUUUGUCAGGAAUAUGGCCGAGGACAUCGAAUAAGCCAUAUAAUAUAGAAGAGGACAACAAUGCUACUUAUGAAACGUCAGAAAUGACAGCAUUAUUACAAAGCCAAAGUAGCGUCACGCGUAGACCAAUCGCUGUUGCACGAAAGCUAGUGUUAACAUACUGUAUUAUACUAAUAAGUGGCAUAAUAAAUUUACCUAGACUAGUUAUUGAAAUACUCAGAUUAUUCGAGGUCAUAGGAGCUGAUUUUUUCUGGAUUUCCUCUAUUACUACCAUAUUCGAACAUACUGUGUUACUACUUGCUCUUGUUGUGAGUUUUCGUGCAAUACAACAUCAGUGUAGGCCGCGUAAAGAGAAUACCUCAUACGACAUCGGAAAUGUUCUGUUGAUUCUUAGCUUUAUCAUAACGACGGGAUAUUAUACUCUGUACAUAAUGGCUAAAAUACUUCCAGUUGUCACAAAAUAUCGAAGUUUAUUUAUUGUAAAAAGCAUUUUAAGGAUUAUCGUCCUGUAUCUCCAAACCGUGUAUAUUUUACAGAUGACAAAAUACACAGUAACAUCUUCAAGAUCACAGUAUUUUUCAGUCAAUUAUAUAUGUCUAUUGAUUGGCCUGAUUAACUUUGGUUAUUGGAUUUCAGAUACUUUCAUUGUGGUUCAAUAUGUCUACAAAUUCCAAAAUCCAGCUUACUACAGUAGUAUACAUAUAGAAAACACUGAUACGUUCUGGUUUCCUUUCGUUAUGUUUUACCGAUUCGAAUGUUUUAUGUGUUUUUAUUCGUUGUACAGGUCUUAACUGGUAUUGCUUAUUUUGCUUUGUGCCUGAAAAUUAAACACACACACACAGUAAGUAUCAAACCAGUAGUCAGUACUGCGCUACUGGCAUGAAAAUACAGAUAUUGUUUCAUUGAAAUGUGACGUUGAAAGAUGUAACUAUAAGAAUUGACUGCUUCGUUUUGUAAUUUUAUAGGAUUUUAAAUGUGCUGAUCGUACGUUUAUUUUUAGAAUAAAGCGCUUUCGUGUUAUUAGCACGUUUGUACUUCCAAAAAUGACUUCUCGAUUAUAAUAGGAUAGUUGGUAAGAGUUUCAUGAAUAUUUAUUCCUCCCUCCACUUGAAAGAGGUGCUUCACAGACUUGUUCUUUCAGACAGUAUUUCCUUCCACAGUAAGAUAUGGGUGACUUUAUGUUCUUCCAAAGAGCAGAACAAUUAGCAAGUUUGUUUUUCCAAAACGCCCUCUAGUGAUUGGCAUGCAUGUACUUCCCAUUCUUCAUUAUAAAAGGUGAUUGACAAACGUUUGUACUUUCUGCUGUCCACUCUAUUAUAAAGUGGAUGACAUGUGUGUACUUCCUGGAGGUCACGGCAUAAGAAGUAGGUAUGUUUGUACUUCCUGAAGACCACUCUAUCAUGAAGUGAUUGGCAUGUUUUUUUUUCUUCCUGAAGGUCAAUGCAUAAGAAGUAGGUAUGUUUGUACUUUCUGAAGGCCACUCUAUCAUGAAGUGGAUGGCAUGUGUGUACUUCCUGAAGGUCACGGCAUAAGUAGUGAUCACGGGUAGUAACGUUGUCAUA